Messenger RNA from Micromonas commoda, 2709 nucleotides. RefSeq lists its product with no specific name. The transcript has a single exon. Gene Ontology annotation, biological process: exocyst localization; exocytosis. The record is from RefSeq and is a predicted model, not a curated record. Lineage: Eukaryota; Viridiplantae; Chlorophyta; Mamiellophyceae; Mamiellales; Mamiellaceae. Gene Ontology annotation, cellular component: exocyst. Gene Ontology annotation, molecular function: SNARE binding. Bases 1 to 2709 code for a protein of 902 amino acids.
AUGGAUGGCCGGGAAGGGGCUUCGGGGUUGGAGGGAGUCAUCGGGCGGCACGACAGCCCCGGUCCCUCCACCUCCUCCGACCGGACCUUCCCUUGGACCCCGGGCGUGAACCCACCUGUGCCAUGGCAAGUGGACGUUGACGGGGCGAGGGAAGAAGCCAGGCGCCAGGUGGCCCAGAUGCUGCAGCGACCGGAGGAUCUCGCCCGCCUCCCAGAGCUUAAGGAGGCGGUAGCGGCGAAGCUGCAAAGGCUGGACCUGGUGAUGACCUCGCAACUCGAGGCGGCGACCGACGGGACGCGCGUCGGCCUCGACGGCCUGCAAAAGGCGCGCGGGGCGGUGCUGAGAACUCGAGACAACUUUUCCCAGAUCGAGGCGCCUUCGAAGGGGGAGAAGGCCGGCGGCCUCGCCGACAAUCACCAUCUUAUCAGGGAUCUUGCGGUGAUGCGCGCGAAUAUAUCGCGAACCAUAAGGGACGCCGAAGCGGUCGUCGCCUUGCCGGAGGAGGCAGCGAGGGCGAUCGAGUUGCUUGACGACGAUGAGCAGAACCUGUUUGAGUGCUGGGAGCGGCUCAGCGAGCUGGCUCAGCGCGCAAGACCCGCGCGGGCGGCUCUGGAGGCUGCGCGGCGAAGAGCGGAUAAUGACACGACGACGCUUUCGAUGACAGAACCUGCCGCCGCUCAAUUCGCGGCCAUUGACGAUGCGAUGGACCGCUUCGAGACGACGCUGUGGCGCUCUGUUCGCGGAUCACUCUUUGCCGGUCGAGGUGGCUCGGCGGCGCUCGCCCGCGCCAUGCGGGUGGUGGAGGAGCAGGAAGCGCUCGAUGAACUUCUGGUGGAAAAAGUGGAGAAAGUGCGCGAGCGCGCUGUGCGUAAAAACAAGGCGAGCGAGGAGCUGGUGGACAGCAUCAUCAUGGUCAGCAAGCACUACAAGCGGCAGGUCCUGCGUGAGAUUCGCGAGGCUGUGCCAGAAAGGUUCGAGAUGACUGUGGGGAGCUUGGUGACUGACCCAGGCGGCGAGGAGGCGACAAACGUGCCGGUCGUGAUCGAAAAUCUUGAUGUUCUCAUGCAGCAACUCACCGAGUUGUACGACUACGCGGUGCCCGCAUUCCCGACCAAGUACAAGAUAUUUGAGUUGGUCGUGGCCCCAGCGUGGCAUAAGCAGAUUUGCUUGUUCAUCGAUAGGCUCGUGGAAGUGGCGCGGGAUCUUUCCAAUGCUGAUAUCAUCGCCGUGCUCAACUGGUACCAAUCAUAUGCCGCACAGAUGGAUGCCCUUGGCGUGGAGGUUGAGACUGAACCCUCGGAGUCUGAGGUUGCAGUCGGCACUCCUGUGCAUGACAAAAAUGGGGGCUUGCAGCCUGGUGGCAAAAAUGAAAAGGGUGAAAGUCCCUCGGUGCUGUCUAUCGAGUCGUUUCUCUCCAGCACCCAUGGUGCUGUCAUGACGACUAACAAGAUCGAUAAAAUAAGUUCUGAUGAAGUGGAAUAUACCAUAUCGGACGACGAAGAGGGUGGUGAUGUGCAGAUGACUUAUCCUGUUGGAUUCUACGAGCUUGUCAACAUCUACACGUCACGGAUGACUAAAACAGUCCAGACUUGGUCUGCGAACCUACGCCGAAUGACCACCACACAACCUCUUAAACCAGCCGAAGAUGGCACUCUGUGGACUGCCAGUGACGUCGAGUUUUUCAGGCUACUCAACGAGCAACUCGAAGUUGCCAUGAGUGGAGGUAAAAUACUUGUUUCCGCUGCUGCGAUGGUGAUUUCAUCAGCUCUUUCUGGGUUCGCAUCCGAGCAAUACAAACGAUUGAGUGGUGAAGGUGUCUCUUCAACAAAUGCUGCAUUGGCAUCUCCUUCCUUCUCGAGGCACUUUAGAACGACAUCGAACGUCAUCGAGAACGCUGCUGAGAGGGCGGUGAUGACAGCUGCUAAGAACGUGGAUUACAAUGUGCUGCUCGCUGGCGUCAACGACGCGUCGAGGUGCCAUCGUCUCGCUUUGGAAAUGGAAUCAUCGCUCGUGGAUGCACUACAAUCAAGCGAUGCGAUGAAGAGACUCGUGAAGAAAGCUGGAGCUGCUGCGACCGGGAAAUCCAGCGUCGUUCGCCCAGCUAUUGAUAUGUUCCUGGCAAACACGGAGCACUGCGCUGCAGCUGCGGCCGCAGCGGUUACCAGCGACCCGAGUGUGAUAUCCUUGUUUGGCCAGAUGUACGCCGUGGAUAAGGGAGGGACUAGUCCCUGGCUCGAGGGCGAGGUCACUGAAACACUGGUCGCUACUGUGCUUGAUUACCUAGGCGAUGUUGUGCAGUUUGUCACGCGUGACCUUGCUUCAAUGGUAAACGAGGCAGUUUUCAAUCGGGUCGUGAAACACAUGAUUGAAGCAUGCAUGAAACAGCUUCAGACCAUCCGUCCAGAGACGGUGGGUCGAAUGGAGGAGGACGAAAACGCUCUAAGGGAGUGCUUUGAGGACUUUUUGCCGAGUAACCGGCUGGAUCUCGGAUUGCAGAGGCUGGCAGACGUUCGCGAUUUGGCAGCAGCAGAUGAUACUGAGUCUUUCGUGCUCGCCUACGGCCUUGUUGUGCAGUCCAUGCCGGAGCUGGGAAUCGAACCCGCGGAGCGUCUGCUCGCCGCGCGUGAAGAUAUUCCACGCGCGACUCAGCGUGAAGUUCUCGAGGAAUGUCGUGAGCUUCUUAGCAACCAAAUGGCGAUAAGGAAGUGA